Molecule: messenger RNA, 252 nt
Organism: Gloeophyllum trabeum ATCC 11539
Lineage: Eukaryota; Fungi; Basidiomycota; Agaricomycetes; Gloeophyllales; Gloeophyllaceae
Exons: 2
Coding region: 1-252 (83 amino acids)
Source: RefSeq, a predicted model, not a curated record
AUGGAACUUGUGAUCUACAUGAUUGAGGAGCAAGGCCUUUGGGAUGCCACGGUGGUGGUCUACUUGGACAAUCAAGGUGUCAUUGGCUCCUUCGACAGGGGACAGAGCUGUAACUGGGAGGCAAACCUCUCCAAGACAAUCCGGCGGACCCUAUCUCACGCGGAGAGCUGGGCCCGCAGGAGCUUUGGAUCCUCUCUUCCUUUGCGUUCCCAAUGGAGCUACAACCCUUACCUUUCCCAUGUCCUUGUUUAG